AAAAAACAAAAACAAUCCAUCCAGGCGUCCAUCUUGGAUACUGUAAGCCAACGGCGACUGACAGCAACGGAGAGGGAAAUCGCAAUAAAUUGAGUUCCGACCACUCUAAAAAGUCAACCGAACGCGAACACCGGGGCAAUACAUAUUAAAGGAUUACAUUUAGCGACGUUAUCUGCCAAUUCCGUCUCAUUUUUGGCUUCAUAUUGGCUGAUUAAGUUAUUUCGGAGACUGUAACGUUAACGUUACGUGCUCAGCUUUAUUCUGCCGUCAACAUCUCUUAGUUUAAAACGACUGUUUGUUUCAACGACAUACCUUAGCAGUUCUGGAGAAGCUUUGUGAGGUCGUGAAUUGCAGGUUUGAAUCAUUAACACCAGAAGGUAGUGUGGAUAUAGCGCGUUUGGCCAUAUUUAAUUCCUCCGCUGUCGACUUGAGCUCGCGCGUGCGCGUGACCCCAUUUAUUUCGCUUAUCUAUGAUAUGUAGUACAUAUUUUAUAUUUAAGCAUAAAGCGAAGUGAGCGUGAUGUGGAAACAUCGUUUAGGGAUGUUAAUUCCAUUUUUAUCCCCGUAAAUGUGCAUGCAUUUAAUGUACUGCCAUAUACUUCCAAGGUGAUUUGGAGGCAUUGCCCUGCUUACAAUUUUAGUUCCUUUGCAUUAACAAUAAUAUUUUUAUCUAUAUAUUUUAUGGCGGGUUCUAUGCAUCGAUUGUCCAGUUGUGCUGAUCACUGGGUAUGGGAGCUGGCCCAUUUGCUGAACGAGUUUAUUGAACGAGCUCGGUUAUUCUAAACGCGCGGCGGGGCAACAUUUGUGUAGAUACAGUAUUCGUACGCAUUGGAAUUUCCUCGUUAUUGCUAUGGGUUUUUAAAGCCAACUGCAUGGACAGUCAUAGAUCACUUUUUUCUAAAAGCUCGUCUGCUUUGAAUAAACUACCAUCAGUGGACACCGCAGUGUAAAGCCAUUUCUAAAUCGCCGAGGACUAUAAGCUGGCAUUGGAUUUUUGCACUGCCAUAUAUCACUGACUCGGUGACAUGGUUGUGUUUCACUGACUGCUGAUCAGUGGAUCGAGGAGAAACUUGAAUGCAAAGACUUUUGGAUUUUUUAGGACAAUAAUUUUUUUUGUUUUGUUUUGUUUUUGAAAAAAUGGGACCUGCAACAAAGCUGGCUUUUGGAGUGUUCCUCAUUUCCUGCUCCUCAGGUGCCAUUCUUGGCCGAUCAGAGACACAAGAGUGUGUGUUCUACAACUACAACCCCAGUUCGGAGAACCGAGGAAAUCGCAGUGGUAUUGAGUCUUGCGUGGGAGAGAAGGACAAGAGGCUUCAUUGCUUCGCAACUUGGCGAAAUGUGUCAGGAUCGGUUGAAAUAGUAAAGCAAGGCUGCUGGCUUGAUGACGUCAACUGCUAUGACAGCACUGAGUGUGUUGAGAAGAAGGAGGACCCGGAUGUGUUCUUCUGCUGCUGCGAGGGCAACAUGUGCAACGAGAAAUUCUUCUAUAACCCUGACACACAGCCAGUUCAGAGUAAGGCUCCCCUCAGCGACCCGUCAAACAGCAAAGUCUUUAAGGCAACAUCUAACCCCUUCACCCAGAAGCCACCACUGUUCAGUACCCUUCUGUGCUCCAUCGUGCCCAUCAUGGGCAUCACAGCCAUUGUCCUCCUCUCCUUCUGGAUGUAUCGACAUCACAAGCUGGCGUAUCCACCUGUUCUGGUCCCUACCCAGGACCCUGGACCUCUGCCGCCAUCUCCCACCCUGGUCCAGAAACCUCUGCAGUUGUUGGAAAUCAAAGCUAGGGGGCGCUUUGGCUGUGUGUGGAAGGCUCAGCUGCUCAAUGACUAUGUGGCAGUGAAGAUUUUCCCCAUUCAGGACAAGCUGUCAUGGCAGAAUGAGUAUGACAUUUACAAUCUCCCUGGCAUGAGGCAUGAAAACAUUCUGCAGUUCAUCGGGGCAGAGAAGAGAGGAAGUAACCUGGACAUUGAGCUGUGGCUCAUCACAGCUUACCAUGAGAAGGGCUCCCUGACGGACUACCUAAAGGCAAACGUAGUGACGUGGAAUGAGCUGUGUCACAUUGCUCAAACCAUGGCUAGGGGCCUGGCUUACUUGCACUCGGACUUUCCCGGACACAGAGACGGCCACAAACCAGCCAUCGCACACAGAGAUAUUAAGAGCAAGAACGUGCUGCUGAAGUCUAACCUGACGGCCUGUAUUGCUGACUUUGGUCUGGCUUUGAGGUUUGAGGCAGGAAAGUCCGCUGGGGACACACAUGGCCAGGUGGGAACCAGACGUUACAUGGCCCCGGAGGUGUUGGAAGGGGCCAUCAACUUCCAGCGCGAUUCUUUCCUCAGGAUAGACAUGUAUGCGGUGGGACUGGUGCUGUGGGAGCUGGCGGCCCGUUGCACUGCGUCUGAUGGUCCAGUGGACGAGUACAUGCUUCCGUUUGAGGAGGAGGUGGGCCAACACCCCACUCUAGAGGACAUGCAGGAGGUGGUGGUCCACAAAAAGCUUCGGCCCACUCUCAGGGAGUGCUGGCAGAAACAUCCGGGUCUGGCCAUGCUGUGCGAGACUAUAGAGGAGUGUUGGGACCAUGAGGCCGAGGCGCGACUCUCCGCGGGAUGCGUUGAGGAACGCGUGAUCCAAAUGCAGCGGCAGACCAGCGUCUCCGCCCCGGAGGAAAUAGUCACCGUUGUAACAAUGGUGACCAACGUUGACUAUCCCCCUAAGGAGUCCAGCCUAUGACUAGAGGAUAUCAGCAUGUGAAUUGCGGGCUGACCGAACAGAAAAGACGCGUCGGGGAAGGUAGUGGACUGCUGUUCGGACGGCUGGCAUCAGACGUGCUGGAUAAUCGUCCUGUUCCUACGGCUGGAGCAAAUGCAGACAAUGGUUUAAUACAGGUUUACCUGGAGCCAGCUACGUUAUUGUAUGUGUUGUGUAUAUAUAAACUCGUACCACGAGGCGCUCUGGUAAGGACGGAUGGAUUAGAAGUCCGACAUCAAAAACGAACCUCUUUGUUGUCGCUUCUCUGCUCGGAGAAUAAACUUUUCCAUUCAUGGAGUAAACGAGACUCCUCCUCCUCCGCGCGGCGCUCGUGUCAUUUCAGUAUAAAAAAGGGCAACGUCCGUAAAAAAAAAAAGACGCAUUUAAUGUGUUCGUAUGAAUGACCAUUGUAAUGCCAAUAAGAAACAGCUUUUUGAAUGUGUAGUGUGACGCUGCUGUACAGAUAUCAACAGAAAGGGUGACGAUACAACCCAAAUCAACACGCGUUUCCUCUGAGAGCUUUCAGAGUUUCUGUCAGAUAACCACCAACCUCUCGACAAGGUAUACCUCAGUUUCUCAUCCUAAUAAUAAGUUUGUUUUGUAACACUAUAUAAUAUAUAUAUAAAAAAAGAGGCUUUUCGAUGACCUCCAUUAGGCACGGAAGCUUUUUAAAUACGGGGAAAACUUUUUUUAUAUGACAGAUUAUGCCAAGAAACGAUGGCCAUUCAUAAACCAGUGUUCUGCCUUCUUUCUUUUAGUUGUUCUCUGUGUUGCCCUGCUGUUUAAAAUGUGAUUCUUUCAUUUGUUUAGUUUUUUUAGCAUAGUGAUCGUUUGUUUGUUAAAACAAAUGUUGACCUUUAUCGAGACCUGUUGAGAAGAAAAAAUCCCUGAAAAUAUGAAUUUUGUGAACAUAAUACAGAAGCACUUACCAAUAUAGGUUUGCGGUGUCCUCACAACAUUGACUGACGUAUUUGCAUGCCUUGUUUUCUUUUCUUUUUCCUUUUUAAUUUUCUUCGCUUUUCAAACCUUUAUCAUGUGGAGCUUGUGCAUGAGAUCCCAUUAGCAGUCAUGGAAACCCCUUCAUUAUUGGUUAAUCUGAAGUCUUUCCUUUCUUCAGGGCGUCACUCUUUUUGUUUCAUUUCCAAUCUUGGUCUUCUAUGGUCUUCUUGCUGUCCGCUUCUGUUGUGCUGCGCUUGAACCAGUCUACUCAUGAAGCCCGACCGCACGAGUGACACAUCAAACUGGUUUCAGAUCAGCAGCCGGGCGACCUUCUACACACUUCUACAAGAACUGUCUCUCAGUAUGUCUCAGGAAGCGUUUCCCUUUGCUUUGAGCCCUCUGGUGCCAUUCUGGUGACCCUUGUUGUAUUAUGUAUGCAAGGGCCCUUAAUAUAACACCCUGUUAGUGUGGUCAUAUUAUGUGCAAUAACAUCCUAAGCAGGGACUGUUUCACAGCUCACAGGCCACUUCCAGUGUGGUAAAAAUCCAAGCGCCUAGCAGUUUGCUUGGACCAUAAUGUACAUCACAAACUAAAGUCGACGUCAGGCUAUGCAUAUGUUAUGAUGCACGGUUGUCUGAGAGUAUUAAGCUAAUAAUAUGCUGUAAUGGGGACCGAACACAUGCAGUAACUCUUUCAAAAGAACAGCUUCUCUGCUGCUGUUCUUUGGUUUUGUUCACAUCGCACUUGAAUCCAAUUUGUUUUUCAAAUAUUUUGCAAGAAAUCUGCUUAAUUUGUUCAGACAGUGUGGUCACCAUCCAUUCCAGGAAAAAAAAUGCUUAAAAUCCGAACAGAUUAUUCACACUGAAACUGAUUUUAAUCUGACAUCAAACCACGCAUUUAUUUGUAUUUGUUUAUUUGUGUGUGUGUGUGUGUGUGUGUAUAUGUGUAUAUAUAUAUAUAUAUAUAUAUAUAUAUAUAUAUAUAUAUAUAAUGAGGAUUUUUUUCCCCUUUUAAACUACAAACUACAAAUCUGAUUUGUAUCGGAUAAUACUUUGGAUUUCUGCUGCUUGUCUGAACAAGUACUGAAGUACGAUUCUGUGGCUCAUUUUGGUUCGUUUUGCUUUCAAUUUUCUAGUUACAUUGCAUCCCAAAAGAGUGAAAAAAAAAAGAAUUGAGAUUUGAACUGACAAUACAAUGCAUUUCUAAAAAUCUUCAUGUGAUCUAUAUCAGGUUUGUAAAAAUUGUCUGAUUUCAUGUGCUUAUUCCCCCAUUCAGACUACAGAUAACUAAACUAAUCUGAAUCCGAUAGUUAAUCAUAUGCUGCCUGUCUGAACAAAUAAUCCAGAAAAUGACAAAUUAAUUGAGAUCUGAUCCGAUCAUUCAGACUCAACACAUUUGUAAAAACCUGAUUUUAAUCUGAUUUCAAACCACAUGGUUGUGGUUGGAAUCCAGUUUGUAAACAAUGCAUUUCAUGUUUGUUAGUUUUUUUGUGUUUUUUGUUGUUGUUUUUUUUUUUCAUCCGUUCAGACUACGAACAUCUGAACUGAUUUGAGUCUGAAACAAAAUCUGAUUUCUGAUGCCUGUCUGUGAACAAGUGAAGUAUGAUUCAGUGGUUCAUUUUGCUUUCACAAUUCUUUUACAGUGUGAUGCAUUUGACAAUGUUCAGGUCCAUACAACCGUAUGCAAUCAAGCCCUUUCAAUGAAAGCUCUGUAUCUCUCUACUGUAGCAUUCUCAGCCUGCUCAUUCUGUUUACUUCAUCUGAUGGUAAAUUAAUACAGGGCCCUGUGCCAUCUUUUAAAGGCCCUUUGUUGGACUCUAGAUGCAAAGGUCAUUGCAUUUAAGGUCAGUUGGUUAUAACAUCCAGCUGAAGCACCUGGUUCAUUUGCAGGAUGAGCGCUCUGGUCUGAGAACAUCUCGUGUGGUAUUUGUGAUUCACUUUUGACUAAACGCUACAGAAGUUUCAAUAAGCUGACUGCUGCUGGCCUGUAGAGUGUUUUCACCAGGUGCUGUCCUAUUCCCUGUCGGUUUUUGGUUUUCUAGUUGAGGAAUCUGGGGGGAAGGUUAAAUGAAAUGGAAAGGCAGACUUUAAAAGCCCUGUGUUUAGUAGAAGACUCCGAUGAUAAUGCACCAUAUGUACAUAUGAAUGUCGUUUUAGAUUGUGAAAAGAGCAUGCAUUUUUUUUUUUUUUGUCUCAAAGAAAAAAAAAACUUUAUUGAUAUUAUUAUUAUUAUUAUUAUUAUUAAAUAUUUUAAUGUUAAUUUUGUACAUCUGUAUUUUAGUUUUAUUAAUUUAUAUCAUGGCCCGACUUUCAUUACUACUUUUCUCGAUCAAUGAGAAGUGAUUCUAUUUUAAAAACUGGUCAGAUAAAACACUAUCAAUCCUUUACCUCAGACUUCCACUCACAUCGUUCAAAAGAUUGAACAAACAGUGUAGCACGACAGACAACACGGUGCAGCAUUGCAAGUAUUGCUCCUGGGAUUCAACCAGCAGCUUCUCUCUCGUCUUUUCUCUCAGACACACUUUUUCGGUCUUCGGUGACCAUGUUUCUUCAAUUACACCACUGAGUGAAUGUCUCCACUUUACCAAAACACUCCAUUUUAGGUGCAAGCAGCUGUAUUACUGUUGUGCUGGACAUGCCAUUUUCGUCCACCUUUCUCUUGAGUAUUUCAGGGCCUGAUCAGACAUAAUUGUUACAUAAUGUACAGAUGAGAUUUUAUGAUACCAUUCCCCUCAAAUAAAGUAUAGUGACUGCU
Carassius gibelio (silver crucian carp) is the source of this 6438-nucleotide messenger RNA. RefSeq names its product activin A receptor type 2Aa (gene acvr2aa). The transcript has 11 exons. Gene Ontology annotation, cellular component: plasma membrane; activin receptor complex. Gene Ontology annotation, molecular function: activin receptor activity; metal ion binding; ATP binding. Bases 1138 to 2727 code for a protein of 529 amino acids. Gene Ontology annotation, biological process: cellular response to growth factor stimulus; protein phosphorylation; activin receptor signaling pathway. Lineage: Eukaryota; Metazoa; Chordata; Actinopteri; Cypriniformes; Cyprinidae. The record is from RefSeq and is a predicted model, not a curated record.